This is a messenger RNA of Carica papaya (papaya), 3421 nucleotides long. RefSeq lists its product as uncharacterized. The record is from RefSeq and is a predicted model, not a curated record. Lineage: Eukaryota; Viridiplantae; Streptophyta; Magnoliopsida; Brassicales; Caricaceae.
GUAUAUUCAAUUUAAUUGUUAAAUAAAAAAAGAAAUAAAAUACUACCCAAAGAAUGAAAAUAUAAAUUUGAAAAAUGAAAAUUAUAAAAAUAAAUGAGAAGCGUACUCUGGACAGUACCUAGUAGCUUCUUCAAUGCCGAUUUUCCAAGUUGUUUCCUUUGACCACUUUUUUGUACAGUUGCCCUUCAACACCAAGUAUGCUCUUCUGGGGUAGACAGACAGAUUGUGAGAGAGAGUCCUCUGUUCGAGGUAGACUCCGAGCAGGAGAUCUGGAGGAGAGAUGGGGGUUUGGGACUUCGUUUCUUCUGCUACUGAUUAUCUUAAAGACUGCGCACCCGAUCCCACAUCCGUCACCCGCGCCACUUCGAUGAUCGGCACCGCCGUCGGUGUUAACUGCUUCCAGAAGCUCACUGGGUACUUGACCGACGAAGAAACCCGGUCCAACAUGACUGAGCUCGCCACCAAAGUAGCCAAAGGCGCCGUCACUUACGCCUGUCUUGAAGCCGUCAAGAUCCUUCCUGGUGGAUUACCGGUUCACGAUAUUAUUGCAAAGUCCCUUCACCAUGACAGGAAACCUAAGGAAAAUGAAGAGAUGAAGCUAUUGCUGGCUAAGGUAGAUAAAAUGGAGAAGGCAUUGCUGGCUAAGGUAGACGGAUCGGAGAUGGCAUUGCAAGCUAAGGUAGACAGAUUGGAGAGGGCGUUGCAGGCCCGAGAAGAAGACAGAGUGGAGAAGGAUCUCGGUGGUAGUAGCAGUUGUCCCGAGCAAGUUCAGGUACAUAACUUCGGUGGAGAGUUAAUAAAAGAUCAGUAUGUGUCAUGUAUGGAACAAAAACCUGAAGAUGUGAUUAAGGAUUUCAUGGCGAAGGAGUUCAUGAACAGAUAUUUUAUAAAUGAUCUUGUAGUUCCUGGGACUAGAUUUAGGUCGAAAUCUGGGCCAUGAUCAUUGAGGUUUAUAGGGUCAUGGCUGUCACCGGUGCUGAAUUUUCCUUGGGGUUCCUUUAAUCUGUGGUUUGUUUAUGUCCUUAUCAGGGGCUUCUUGUUAGUCUAUCAGUAUGUAUAUUGGGGAAGAUCUUUUUGCAUGUAUAUCUUAUUCAUGUAUAAUGAAGUAAUGCUUUGUUUCCCUUUGAAAAUUCUCGUUCUAUGAUCUGUUUGGCUGUGUACGAGGAGGAUAUAGAAACACAGAACAUAAGCAUAUAGAAAAAUGGAGCUCGAUUUCAAUCAAAGGAUUGUCUUGUUCAUGGUGUAACAAUAUAUAUGUUCUUUACUCACAAUGUGGUCGUUUCUUGAAGGAAAGAUUGAUGCUUUGGUGACUUUCAACCAAUGAAGCCGCCCAAACUCUUUUGUCAUCCUUGACUGUUUAUUUUCUUCCAAAUGGACUAUUCCGGAGCAUGCAUAUGGAUUCUAUCCUAUAUGAUUACCAUGAGAGAAAUCUCCAUGCUUAAUUAUAUGGUUUACAUGGUGGAGAUGAUGCAUUUCUAACCUGCAUCAGGUUAUGUUUGACAGAGGCAGGAUAUGGAAAUUUAUGAUGACUCUUUUCCUUAUGGGGAAUUGGUCAUGGCGCUAAGAAAAGAAAUUUCUAUCCUGCAGGUCAGAAUUCAUAAGAGCUAAUUAUUUCAACAUUCUAUUCUGUCUUGUGACUUUUCUGUUGUGUGCGGUGGAACUGUGUGGGUAACCUCCCCAGCUUGAACUGAGUCAUAGUAUCAAUUUGAUGGUUUCACACUGAAUGACAGCGCUUUCAAAAGAACCUUACCUUAUGAGAAGUGAGACACUGAAGAGAGUUGGAAGAAAGAUUUUGAGUAGCAGAUAAUCGAUUAUUGUGACAAACUUGUUCAAGCAAUUGAGAGCAAGGAGAAACGGAACUCGAUGUUUCAAAUAAAUUGUUUUCCGUGAUUGUUCAUGACUCGGCUUUUUACCCGAGAGAUUGUUGCUUUCCAUGAGCCUUAUAAUGCAAACAAAGGGAUCAAACUAAUGAAGGAAACAUUGGCAAUUUGGGUUUAGUACUCAAUGCAAAUAGAAUGGUAGAGCAGCAAGCAGCAGUCGAGGAUGAUAGGGUUCGAGAAGUUGAUAUUUUUCGUUCUUACAACAUUAUUCAAUACUGACCGGUCCUCGGCAUUGUUUGUGUGUAGGCUGUUGCUGAUACAUGGCUACUUUGCAUUGAAAUUAUAUAAGGAAAUGAGAGGAGAUGAACAUGUUGACUAGUAGAAGAAUAUGACUAUCUGCCAUUCUUCCAUUCUUGUUCUUUUGAUCUCUCCUAGCUGUUCUUUGGAGAUACCAAUCCAGAAAAAUUAGUAUGAAUAAAUUUAAUUACAGAAGUACUAAUUAUAAUAAUUGAUAUUAAAUUAUCAGGAAUAAAGAACAUUUUUGUCAACUGAACUUGAAAGGUAUACUCGUUUAUACUUAACAAACACAUAUUGUACCGUACUGGCAGCCAUUAAAAUAAGUUUUUGCCGGGGUGUUUGAUGGCAACCUCGUUCCAUCUUCACCAAUAAAUAGUCAUGGGUAGAAAAUAAAUCAUAUAUUUAAAUAUUUCACGGGUUACCUAUCAGGAUCUGUACAUGCCCCCAUUGCCCAUUUUCCUUCGGGUUUCACUAUCGAUUAUAUACGAUUAUAAUAUUUUCUAAUGCCGAGAAUAUUUGUAUAUAUAUUAGUUGACUUCAACAGAAUACACUACCGAGUCUUCGGUGUGCGAUUAGGAACUCCGAGAAGAGGUGGAGAGCUGGAUGAGAGAUGGGGCUCUGGGACACCAUUUCCGAUUCCUUCAAAGACAAAACACGCGAUGGACCUUCCUUCACGGACGCCGCUUCAAGGAUCGGCACCGCCGUCGCUGUUCACUGCUUCGAGAAGCUGGUAACCUCGUAUUUCUCCAGCGAAGAACUCCGAUCAAACAAGACCGAGCUAGCCGCCAGUGUAGCCAAAGACGCUGCGUUUUACGCCUGCAAGGAGGCUAUCAAGAACGUCUCAAGUGGUGGAUUACCAUUUCAUGGCAUUCUUCCAAAAUCCCUCCACCAUGACAGUAAGCCUGAUGAAAAAAAUGAAGAGAUGAAGGCAUUGCUGGCUAAGCUAGAAACAAUGGAGAAGGCGUUAAUGCAAGUUAAGGCAAAUGAAAAAGAGAAGGAAUUGCAAGCUCAAGUAGACAGAUUGGAGAAGGCAUUGCAAGCCAGAUCCAGUAAAAGAACUCUGGAGAAGAAUCUUAGCUUCAACCGCAGGAGCAUGCUUAAUCAACUGCAGGUGCAUAAUUUGAGUGCAGGGUUAAUAAAGGGUCAAUAUGCAGCACCACAGCUUGACCAAAAACCUGUAGAUGUGAUUAAGGAUUUUGUGGAGAAAGAUUUCAUGAAGAAUUAUUUAUCGAGUAAUUUGAAAUUUCCCGGAGCCAGGUUUAGAUCAAAAUCGUAGUAGAAGGAGCCGAGUAUAUGAUGAUCAU